Messenger RNA from Mangifera indica (mango), 1228 nucleotides. RefSeq lists its product as uncharacterized. NCBI's taxonomy places the organism in Eukaryota, Viridiplantae, Streptophyta, Magnoliopsida, Sapindales, Anacardiaceae. The record is from RefSeq and is a predicted model, not a curated record. The transcript has 7 exons. Bases 298 to 1014 code for a protein of 238 amino acids.
CACAUAGAUUUGCACUUCUAACAUGAGACGGCCACUCUGAAUUUACGUUUCAAUUCAUCAUCAUCACAUCACCUUGACAACUUCAAAAAGAAUUCUGAUUCUCUUCAUCUGUCGGCUUCUGUAGACCUCUCUCAAGUCCCAACUCUCAAAACUCACUCUCUUCUUCACCGCCAUACAAGUCCUUUUUCUUUCAGACAUUCAUUUCAUUUCGAUUCGAUAAAUCUUUUAGUUUCCGUAAGUUUUGUGGCGGGAAAAAAAACGAACCCACCGCCGAUUUGGUGUAAAUUUUUUAGAAUAAUGGCCAACCCACCUGGGACUCAUCAAGAACAUAGCAUUCCAUCGACGUCUUUCAGUGGAACCAACGCUAAUUUGGGCGUUCAGGAGCGGACUGGGUAUGGUCUAAAACACAACCCUGGGAUUUCUAUGGACUGGACUGCUGAAGAACAUGCUAUUCUUGAAGAGGGGAUUCAAACAUAUACAUCAGAAAAUAGCUUAACUAAUUAUGCAAAGAUAGCUAUGCAUCUACCAAAUAAAACUAUUCGGGAUGUGGCACUGCGUUGCCGAUGGAUGACUAAGAAAGAAAACAACAAGAGGAGGAAGGAAGAUUUAGCAAAGAGAACCAGAGAUAAGAAGGAAAGAGUCAUUGAUCCUUCAGCAAAGUUGGUGCCUUUUGCAGUCCGACCCAAUGUUCAUUCAUAUGCGCCACCAAUGAUGUCUAAGGACUAUGAUGAUUCCAUUUCAUAUCUGGCCCUUGGUGGUCCCAUGGGUGAGAUUCUUGAGCAGAAUGCCAAGUCUUUUGAACAAAUAUCUGCUAACCUUUCAGCUUUGCAGUAUCAUGAAAAUAUCCGACUCUUCUGUCAAACUCAUGAGAACAUCUUCAAAUUAUUAAAUGGCUUGAAUGAAAUGCCUCAAACAAUGAGGCAGAUGCCCCCUCUGCCAGUCAAGGUGAAUGAACAGCUAUUUAACUCCAUCCUUCCCCCUCCAAACGUUCCAAACAUCCCGGAGCAACUGUGACUGUUGCCUUGUCAUUGCUUUGAUUUUGCAUGAUCAGCCGCCUAUGUGAUUGUGACCCUGCAGUGAUCCUGAUGGAAGCUACCGUUAAACGGCAGUCCUCCAAUUUGAACUGACCUCUCUAGCCAAUAUAGUUGAAGUUCUUAUGAAAUAGUUUGUGCAGUAGGCAUUUUGUGUAGAAAAUAGGGAAAAAUUAAUCAAUGCCUAGUCUUAUUAA